AUGUCUGACACGUCGGAAAUUCCGCAACCACCGUCUCCUCCGGCAGCUUCUGAGCCUAUUGUUCAAGUCGAAACCCACAGUCAGACGUUUUCCGAUGUAGCUCAGGACGUGAUCAUGUGGAGGAAAAGAUGCUUGAGCAUCCUUGUCCUCUCGGCGGCGACGGCCACCUGGGUGGCCCUGCAAGUUUAUCAGUUCACCUUCCUGACGGUGGCUUCUUGGGUUGCGAUGUUCGUCGUUGCAUCUCUUUUUGUCUGGGGAAACAUUCACAGGCUCCUCGGCAAAGAAGUGCCAGAGCUUUCAGGGAUGGAGAUAAGCGAAGGCUCUGCUGUGGAGAUGGCGCAUGGAAUUCGAGAAUCGGUUGAAGAAGGAUUGAGAUGGAUGUUCCGGGUUAGCUCCACCACUAAUGGAAGAGAGUUGUUGAAGUUUGCGGCAAUUUUAGCUUCGGCCUGGCUGCUUUCUUGGAUCGGAGGCCGCUUUGAUUUGCUUACAAUUGCUUACACUGGGAUAAUGGUGGGUAUGACGGUACCUUUGGUUUACACCAAGUAUGAGCACAAGUUCAACGAGUACGGCCGGCGAUUGAGAGUAUUUUCGCAGAAGAAUUCCGCCAUGAUUGAAGAGAAGUUUAGGAUGCUCUGGUCUAGGGUAACAGCAGGCAAGAAGAAAGAGAAGAAAAUGGAGUAG
Oldenlandia corymbosa var. corymbosa is the source of this 681-nucleotide messenger RNA. The record is from the annotation of a GenBank genome assembly. NCBI's taxonomy places the organism in Eukaryota, Viridiplantae, Streptophyta, Magnoliopsida, Gentianales, Rubiaceae.